Molecule: messenger RNA, 2184 nt
Organism: Coprinopsis cinerea okayama7#130
Lineage: Eukaryota; Fungi; Basidiomycota; Agaricomycetes; Agaricales; Psathyrellaceae
Exons: 11
Coding region: 1-2184 (727 amino acids)
Molecular function (GO): glucan endo-1,3-alpha-glucosidase activity
Source: RefSeq, a predicted model, not a curated record
AUGCUCCGAGCCGUUUUCAUCUUGCUAUUCUCGUUCCUCUUCCUCCCCCUUGUGUGCGUCGAGGCGAGGUUGGAGCGGCGCCAUGGACAGGGUCGGGAGUAUCAUCAUCGGCAUGCACGGAGAAGUGAUUUACUGGCGUCUGGGGGUAGUGGUCCCGCUCCGACUGCGAACGUGGAUUCGGAUGGAAAUAGGACAGGGAAUGCGACGCUAUGGCCGGGCGACGAUACUUCCCAACUCGUGAAGCGCGAUGGGACCAAGUAUGUGUUCAUGCACCAUAUCGUUGGGAACACCUACCCCUACACCCCCACCGACUGGGAAAAGGACCUCCUCCAAAUCCACGCCAAAGGCAUCGACGCCAUCGCCCUCAACAUCGGCUCCUCGCCGUGGCAGCUGCACCAACUCCACACCGCCUACACCGUGGCCAGCUCCCUCAGCUCCCGUCUACACCUAAACCCACCUCUCCACCUAUUCCUCUCGUUCGAUUUUACGGAGAUGGAGUGUGAUGUUGGGUUUGUGGUGCGGUAUACGAAUAUGUUUAAGAGUUAUCCGGUGCAGUUUAGGGUGGGAGGGCCUGGGGGGAGGGCGAUGGUUAGUAGUUAUGGAGGGGGGUGUUUGGGGAAUGAGGGUUGGAGGAGGGUGAAAGCGGAGACUGGGGCGUUUGUGAUGCCGUUCGUUUGGGGGAUUGAAGGGCAGUUUAAGCAGUGGGAUAGUUUGGAUAGUUGGUAUUGUUGGGGGUGUGCGUGGCCGCAGGGGAAUUGGGAUAAGAGUGUGUCGGAUGAUGAGUAUUAUUUUUCGCAGUUGGGAAGUCGGUAUGCGACGACUGUUAGUAUGUGGAUGUUCACGCAUCUGCCAUCCAAAAACUUUUACCUCCGAGGCGACAACUGGUUGAUUAACAACCGGUGGGAGCAGUUGGUGGGUAUGAGAGAUCGGUUGACGUUUAUUGAGAUGUUGACUUGGAACGAUUAUGGUGAAUCGGAUUAUUUUGGUCCGAUUCGAGGUGCCCAACCGGCUGGCACGUAUUGGGCGGAUGGGUUCCCUCAUACGGCUUGGUUUGAUAUGUCGGAGUAUUAUAUCAAGGCGUUUAAGACGGGUGUUUAUCCUGCUAUUACUAAAGAUGUCGUUUAUUAUUGGUCGAGGCCUCACCCCGCACGGGCGGAUGCGACACGACCUGUACUCAGCAAACCGAGUGGAUGGGAUUGGGCCGAGGACUUUCUCUGGGCAGCGGUCUUCGCCACCCACCCAGCCACAGUCACACUCCGACUCGGCUCCUCGUCUGGGACGUUCCAAGUCCCGUCGGGUGUGAGCAAGCUCAAGAUUCCUACUGCGCCUGGGAGGAUUAGUGUGAAGAUGGAGAGGGGAGGUGUUGUUUUGGUUGAUAAGACGGAUGGGGGGUUUGAGUUUGUUGAGAGGCCUGCGCGGUAUAAUUAUAAUGCGUAUGUUGGGGCUGCUACUGCUACUACGACGGGCCCAACACCCACCACCACUACCUCAUCUCUUCCCGCGCCCUCGAGUACGACCAUCGACGGUGUAACCUGGAAAUAUGAAGGGUGCUACCACGAUAACAGUGCAUCUCGGACACUACCCGACGGUUUAUUCAUCAGCGACUCGAAGGGGAAUACGAGGGAGGGGUGUUUGAGGUUGUGUAGUAGGGGCGGGUAUAGGUAUGGUGGUGUUGAGUAUGGGAUGGAGUGUUUUUGUAGUCGUGGUAUGAGGGAGGGUGUGAGGAGGGCUGAGGGGGAGGGGGAGUGUGGGGUUAGGUGUAGUGGGGAUGCUAGCCAGAUGUGUGGAGCGGCGGGUCGGAUUAACGUUUUCUCCCGUCCGUCUUUGACUACACCAGGUUUUCCUCCUGCGGCUACCACUACCACCACUGUGAACGCACCCUUUCCUCCUGCAAGCACCACUGUGAGUGGUAAGACGUGGAGAUAUGUGGGGUGUUACACUGAUACGACGGGUGCGCGGACGUUGUGGGAUGGAGGGUAUUUUGUGGAUGGGGUUGGGAAUUCUGUGAGGGGGUGUUUGGAACGGUGUGGGCGGUUGGGGUGGGGGUAUGGGGGUGUUGAGUAUGGGCAGGUGCGUGGUCUCGCCUUGAGUUUUAAGUUCUUGCUCGAGAGUCGAUUCGAUUCGAUGUUUUUCUUCCUCGAGAAUCCAUUCGACUUGAUGGUUCUUCCUCGAGAGUCGAUUUAA